This is a messenger RNA of Carassius auratus (goldfish), 2521 nucleotides long. It is a transcript of the gene sfxn5b, whose product is annotated as sideroflexin 5b. The transcript has 14 exons. Gene Ontology annotation, cellular component: mitochondrial inner membrane. Bases 166 to 1143 code for a protein of 325 amino acids. NCBI's taxonomy places the organism in Eukaryota, Metazoa, Chordata, Actinopteri, Cypriniformes, Cyprinidae. Gene Ontology annotation, biological process: mitochondrial transmembrane transport; citrate transport; monoatomic ion transport. Gene Ontology annotation, molecular function: citrate transmembrane transporter activity; monoatomic ion transmembrane transporter activity. The record is from RefSeq and is a predicted model, not a curated record.
UGUGUGUGGAUGGAUUGCGCUGCUUUGUCUUGAGUUCAUCAGGAAACUACACUUCCCAUGAACCCUUGCGAGCUAUUGCUUCACUAGUUUCGUACUGUUGACUAUUCUUACAAAUUCCGUCUCAUGGACCUUUUUAUUAUUUAACAUCACUCCCGCGCUGCUGAGAUGGCGGAAUCUGCGUCUUGUCCGGGGUUUCAGCUGGGAAAACCGCGUUACGAGCAGAGCACAUUUCUUGGCAGGUUGAGACAUUUCAUUGAUAUCAUCGAUCCUUCCACUUUGUUUGUGACGGAGAGUCGUUUAAAAGAAUGUAUCAAACUCCUGGAUGAUUUUAAGCAAGGGAAUCUUCCUCCAGGAAUUACAGAUCAUCAGCUCUGGCAGGCUCAGAAGGUGAAGCAGGCCAUCAUUCACCCUGAUACCGGUGAAAAAAUCUUCAUGCCUUUCCGCAUGUCAGGCUAUGUGCCGUUUGGAACGCCAAUCGUUGUUGGUCUUCUGCUUCCAAACCAGACUUUGGCCUCUACUGUGUUCUGGCAGUGGCUCAACCAGAGUCACAACGCUUGUGUGAACUACGCCAACCGCAAUGCCACAAAGCCAACACCAACCUCAAAGUUUUUUCAGGGAUAUGUGGGAGCCGUCACCAGCGCUGUGUCUAUUGCAGUGGGACUGAAUGUACUUAUCGAGAAAUCCAGCAAACUGAACCCUGUCACCAGACUGUUCAUACAGAGGUUCAUCCCUUUCCCUGCUGUAGCCAGUGCGAACAUCUGUAACGUGGCUCUGAUGAGACACAAUGAGCUGUCUGAGGGAAUAGAUGUGUUAGACAGCAACGGGAAUGUGGUGGGAUCCUCACGGAUAGCUGCCAAACACGCACUUAUAGAAACAGCUCUAACACGAGUAGCUCUACCUCUGCCAAUCUUUGUCCUUCCACCAAUCAUUAUGGCCUUCUUGGAAAAGUUUCCUCUGAUGCAGGCCCAUCGCAGGAUGAUGCUGCCUGUGCACAGUCUAGUAUGUCUGGCAGUCUUUGGUCUAUCCUUGCCGCUGGCUAUCAGUCUCUUCCCACAGAUGUCAGAGAUUGAGGCAUCUCACCUUGAGCCGGAAAUUGCCAUGGCAACAGAUUGCAAGGUGCUGACUUACAACAAGGGACUGUGAUGAAAGACAGAGAAGUUUAAUCAGCUGUCGAAGAUUGCAGAGGACAGGUGCAAACAGUAUCGAGGAGGAGAAUGCAUUCUGAGCAAUAGUAACCAGCUAACCCUUUCCUUUACUGCUGAGCCAUUUAUCAGUUUUAUAGAAACUGUUGUAAUAAUUACAGUAUGUACCGUUUUACUGACAACUAUGACAGGGAGGAUACAAGGCCUUAUAUUACAUGAUUUUGUAUGUUAAUAAAUAUACUAAUGUUAAUCAAACAAGUUAUAAAUAAUAAGAGUAGUUAGGUGCAGAUUUAUUAAAUUACAUUAUAUGGUCAUUGACUGCACUUUAAUGAAAAUAUUAUUGCAAGUAACUGUUUAUUUGCAUGUCACACUUAAUAUUUUCCAAAUCCCUGAAAAAAAGUUUAUUUCUUGUUGUUUUUAUGUGUACUUGUACAGAGUUUUAGUCCUUAAGUAUUCACAUUUUAACACUAUUUAUAUUGCAAUAUUGACACACAAAUAUAUGUUUGAAAAUUGUAAAAAAAAAAAAAAAAACUAAUUGAGACUGUGGUUUAUUUAAUUCAUAGCUUUUAGUCUGGUAUUAACAUUUAAUUAUUUGAUUGAUAACAUAAUUUUGAUGUGUAUAUUUUAUUUUGUUUGUUUUUACCGUUUAAGUUGAAUAUUUUGAGUAAUUAUUUUAUUUAAAAAACAAAAAGUUGACCAACUUAAGAUCAAGACACCAUGUACUACCUUUACUCAAGUUAAAAGAGCUUUUAAAUAGGACAUAAUGGAUACAAACAGCAGUAAAAACACACUCAUCAUCCUUUACAAACCAUAAAUGAACAUUUCUCUCAUCUCCCUCCUGUUUCUUAUUCAACUGUUUGUGUUUCACAACAAACCUCCAGGACAAAGGUUCCAGAUUCAGAAAGAUGAGCAACAUUCUUGUUUUUUCAGCUUCACCUUGUCUUUGAAUUUCCAUCACAUAAACUACAUGAUGCAAUAUCUAGCAAAAGUGGAUUUUGGACCAGGAGCUUGCAUCAACACAAACAGCUUCAUAUAUGAAACCUUCACCAGAUUAGAAAGAGAACGUCUGGUUUGAGUGACAGUACCACUGGCUAUGAAAAAAAAGGUACACGUAUACAGUACACAGUACAAAACAAGCAUGGGUCAGACUUGAGCACAUGCAACGGGCUAGUCUUUCCUUCCCAUUCACUUAAAAUUCACAUUAUAUGGCUGAACAUAUAAAGUUAGACGAUAUCUUGCAUAUGCAAGAGCAAUGCAUUAUUAAUGCUUUAUAUAUACAGUACAGAACAAAAGUUUGGACACACCUUCUCAUUCAAAGAGUUUUCUUUAUUUUCAUGACUAUGAAAAUUGUAGAUUCACACAGAAGGCAUCAAGGGCUA